Molecule: messenger RNA, 3876 nt
Organism: Durusdinium trenchii
Lineage: Eukaryota; Dinophyceae; Suessiales; Symbiodiniaceae
Source: the annotation of a GenBank genome assembly
AUGCGCUACUGCAAACUGCGGAAGAAGUCUCAAGGACUUCGCGAAGUUUACGAAAAGCAACAGUCAUUGAACCAAGCCGGUGGCAAACUCACCACCCAUGAGAUACUUGCGAUUGGAUUUGGAAACUGCCAAAGGCGCACCUUCUUGGCAGAGCGGUAUGAUGUUUCGAGGAUCACAAUUAGGCGGGCCCUUGCGUUUGCUGCAUCGACGGUGCUUGAAGUACAAUUGAAGCUGUUGCAUCAUUUUUGGGACGCAGCUUGCACCAGCACACCUGAGAUUGCAGUUGCUUCUCUUGCCUGGGAUGAACCUCUCAGAUGUUGUCCUUGGACUCGAAUGUGUGAGCAAUUACAAGAAGGCCGAAGAUUCUCCCAAGAGCUCAUUAGCUAUUUGACUGACAAUUUGCGGCGCAGCUCCCGUGAAAUGAGCUCACGUAGUGGAGGACUUUUGGGAUGGCAACGUGCUGCAAAUGACAUCAAGGUGUGCUUCGAGAGGAUUCUGAAUGGACCGUAUUCGGAUCGCACACGCCUGGUACACUGUUGCAUAAAUGGAUGUUGCAAUGACAGGGAGGAGGCAGAAGCCAAGGCGCUGUGGGGAAUUAUGAGGGUGCUCCUCCGAACCGUCCCUGUAACCCCUUUGCUUUCUGAUUGGGUGCGGCUUGGGCCUAAUCUCGACUUUUUCUUGGCGGCCGAAUUCCAGGGCAUCUUGAGCACCCUUCUUGAGAACGCUGAAUGGGCGAUGGAGCUACCCCAGCAAGAUGUUUCUGGAGAGACUGUGUUUAUUGAAUGGCGAAAGUUGGCUGGGAGCCGAUACCACCGCGCGCGUAAAGUUUUGGCUUGCUCUGAGGAACGCUUUCAGCGUACAUUGCUUGCAAUUGCUAUUGAGCCACUGAGACACCUGCAUUCUUUGUUUCUUAAAUUUGCUCAUACGGCCCCAAACGACCAAGAGUGGCCAAACCUGCUUUCAGAGGUGUGGGCACCAGCAAGCCGCUUCAUUGCGGUGCUUCAGUAUUUCAGUACACUGGUGGCUGGGACUUGCACUCGAUUGAGGCUGAUCUGGCAAUUGGAGGGGUGCCUGACCAUGUCAGACUGGAUUGAUCAACAUCCACAGCAGGCUCGCCAGGCAAGACACCUUUUCUUGCUUCUUGCUGGAAGUGUUCACAGGAGAUAUGUAGCAACAUUGGACAAAUACCCUUUCAAGUUGUAUGCUGUGGCCGAUGCCCGACGAUGUGACCACGGGGCAAUCAUCGACAAGUUCUACAAGACAUUGCCUUGUUGCCUCCCGCCGGGAACUGCCCGAGAGCUCAGGCAAUAUGUGAGCAGCAAGGAUGAUUUCAUGCAGCUAUUGCCACAGUUUCGAUGGUUUGCACUGCUGGCAUCUUUUGUCACAAAGCUGACCAUUGCUGGGAUUGAGAGACGCCAUGCUACGCAUAAACAACAAGCCAACAAGGGAAUGCCUUUUGGAAUGUUUUCGGCUGGCAGUGUUCUUGCUGAGUGCAGGCUCCAAAGCACAGCUACGGAAAGGUUGCGGCAAGAGCAGCUAAAGCAUCUCCAGGAGGAAGGGCUCGUUGAUAAGGGAUCUGACACUGUAUCCGCUGACCGUCCUGCAAGUAGACGUCAGAAACGUGUGAAUCCUGGAGGCCGGCUUAUUCGCGCGCAAUCGGCACAGGAGCUCUUCAAGUGGGAUUGGCUCCAAUCGGAGAAGCUUCUGGGCAGAUGUUGGAAUCCAGCUUCGAAAGAGGCGCAUGCUGCAUGCAAAGAUGCUUUUGCCAGUUUGCCUCCGGGGCAGAAGAAGGCACUGGAAAAUAGAGCACAAGCUAGCAAGCUCGAAGCUGCUGUGAACAGGAAGAUUUUGGAUAGUAGGCAGUCGAAGGAUUCCAGCGUGAAGGAAUCACAUCCUUCCAAUAAUCAACCCCAUGGUACAGCUGAAGGUGAAGCUAUGCAUGCUGGUGUGGCUGCGGCAAAGACUGAUGCAAAUGCAGAUGCAUUGGAGAUCAUGAUCCGAGAGGAUGCACAAUCUCAUGACGCGCCGCCAUUCCCCGAGCAUUUUGCUUGCCAGAGUUUGCUUGUCCCACUGGAGCAGCAAGCCAGGUCUGGAGUGUCAGCCGCUGUGUCAAAGCAAAAAUACCCGAUAAAACCUGAAGACAUUUCUGCCCGGGCCAAAGUUGCAGGUGGCAUUCGUGGGGCUAUCGGCAAAUUUGCCAAGGAGGCGUCGACAAUUGCUGCCGGUGAUAUGGUCCCCGACAAGGUACUUUAUCCUGGUUGUUGCGGGGCCUUGUGCCGCAUGCAAAGCACACAACGAACUCUGAAGCUGCACAAAGGCAUCGUGGACAAUUUGCUGUUGAAGAUGUUGCUGGUGCAAGCGCAAUCAAAGUUACUUUCUUUGCCAUUGUGCAUGCGAGUGGACGCCAAGCACAUCACGUUGGUGUGUAUGUCGGAGGAUGAAUUUGCUGCAUCCAUGUGCUUUGUAGACAAUGUGCCGAUGGACAAGGUCCGCUUGGUUUUGUUAACCUGGAAAUUCCAUUGGGUUGGAGAGCCACGCCUUGACACAUAUGAAAUCACAGGGACGGGACAUGCGUUUGAGGCUCAGGCCAGCUUGAUUCCAAGAGCUCCUGGUCGUCGAGAAGCAGUUCUCGCUCUUGAUGAUAUUGGCGGUGAUGACUUGUUGGAAGAUCUUGUGACACGUCGCCGUGUGCGGCGCUCUGGCCAUGCAGGGCCUGCGCACCAUGAGCGCCAAAUGUUUGUGGAAGAAGAGUCCAACCCAAUUGACCAGCUGAUCCGGGAUGCUCAAGAUCCCCAGGAUGUGAUUGCUCAGCCUUUGCCAGAAGAGAAUUCGGACAGUGGUUCGGAGGUGCAAGAGGCCGAGCUCAUUUACGACAAGGGUGGUUGGGAUUUCUGUGCAUUGGCAAGCGACGCUCCAGUGGAGGGGUCUGAGCGACAAGCGGAAGUUGCACGCCUCUUGGGGCAUUCUCCAACCUACGCAGAUGUGGAGAAAGACUUGAAGCAAUGGUUGGCCAAGGGUUUGGAGGUAGAUGCCCCGGGCCACUCCGAAUCCAGCUUGCAGCUGAGAUCGGUGAAGUGGCGCAUGAAGAUCCGUCAGCGCCAGGACGUGCCUGCCAUCACAUCAGAGCCAUCGGCAUCGACCGGAAGUCGAUUGAGCACUGUGAAGUCGGAGCCAGUCUCGCCUGCUCACAGCAAGAUCUUCAACACUCCGUCUCCCAGCUCAGGCUCAGAUGAGAACAGCCUGCCUGCCCCUGACAGGCAGGAUGAAACUUCAGGUUCAGGUCCCCAUGAUGGUCAUAAAGCUCCUUCAGAGCCCGCAAAGGACACUGCUGAGGAAACUUCAGGGCCAGUUGCUGAAGACCCAGCGCUGGAAUAUGUGAAAGCCUAUGUGCCCAGGCCAAAUUGUGCAGCCUCAAACAAACCCUACUCUCAGAAGAGCGCUUCGUUUGUGAAGAACGGGGACGAGCAGUUGGCAGAAUUUAUUUUGGAAGCUUUGCGCCGUCUAGAUGAUGGGACAAAGGCUGAUACGCUGAUGUCCGGUGUUGAAGACUUUGAGAUAGGGACCGCAUGCAGCGGUACAGAUGUCGCGGUGCUAGUGGUGAAGGCAUUUUCCCGAGCCUGGCACAAAUUUGCUGCCAAGCGCAUGCCUGAAGUUUACCACCGCUUCUCGUGUGAAUCCGAUGAGAAGAAACAACAAUUUCUUCUGAAAAUGUUCAGGGACACCGAGGAUCGAGGUGACCUGGAUGUGCUGCUCAGGAACACCAUCGAUCUGACUUGUGGGGAAGAGGAAUCCGUGCACAACAUGGUCACAAACAGCCAGCUCAACGGUGUACCCGUUUGCACUGACUUGAUGGUGGGUUUCCCGUCAGCAAGCUGA